Molecule: messenger RNA, 2209 nt
Organism: Gossypium raimondii (Peruvian cotton)
Lineage: Eukaryota; Viridiplantae; Streptophyta; Magnoliopsida; Malvales; Malvaceae
Exons: 3
Coding region: 1197-1874 (225 amino acids)
Source: RefSeq, a predicted model, not a curated record
UUGAUGUUUCAUCUAGCUGCUGAUCUCAUUCAAGGUGGAAAAGCUCGUGAUAACUGCCAUUCCGAAUAUUGUGGAAACAUGGACCAAGCUGGUACAGGAAGCGGAAGGAAGAACACUUAAUAAGAUCAACUUGAUGGUGUUUCCCGGAACGGUAUUGCUCUCGAAGCCCUUGUAUCAAUCCCAAAAGAACAGAUGGAGAAACGCCGCCUUGAUCUGCAAGAAAGAAAUUAAAAGAGAUUAGCACAUAAAUGGAAAUACUUUGGCUUGAAGAAAAAGAAAAAUCUAAGAUUUAUGAACAGACAAAGAAAAAGAGGAAAAAGACACAAACAAGAGGAGGACGAAAUACACACAGGCAGAAAGCAAAAUCAGCACACACAGGUAUGGUAUUUAUAAAUUUUAGGUUUUAAUUUGGGAUUAUGAGAAGGUGCAUUUGGUUUUCAUCUUACAGCAGAUUUAGUUAAUGGCGAAGAAGAAUAAGGAACGCCAAUAUCCUUUUCAAUUUCCAAAAUCCAAGGGCUGCAAAAGGAUGUCAUUGGAAGAUAAGAUUGGUGCAUUGCCAGAUGAUAUCCUUUUAACCAUUUUAUCACUCUUGACAUUCAAGGAAGCGGUUGCCACCAGCAUCCUUUCUCAAAGAUGGCGAUAUUUAUGGACAUGCCUCCCUAGCCUUAAUUUUAGAUAUGAAGAAGUCGCGCCACAUAAUGAUGACGAAGGCAACAAAAAAAGGUGCCACCGUCUAAUACUUGGAGUUCACAUCGAUAGAUACAUUCAAAUGGUCAACUAAGUGCUAAGGUUUCGCAAGGGGCAACAGCUGCAAGAGUUUGGCAUACAUUUUCCCCUACUAGGAAGUUCUAAAGGUGAUAUAGAUCUUUGGGUUGCCUUUGCAAUUGCCAUUGGGGUUUCUAAGCUUGAAUUAAACUUCUCACGCUAUUUAUAUCCUAUUGAUCCCACAUCAAGAGUUAUUCCCUCCCACUCGACCUCUUCGAUAAAACAAAGGGCUUGGAGCCUUACUUAGUGCAGCUGGAUUGUGUUUUCUCCAUUCCUACAUCCUCUUUGAAUGUCCAAAAUCGUUCCGCCUGAAAUUUGGAGAUGUUACGGAUGAACAGUUUGACACAAUUUUAUCAAGCUGCAUAUCUCUUGAGUGCCUACAUUUGCUUGAGAGCAGCCGGCUAGUGAAUGUAAAGCAUUCUCUUCCUCACAUGAAGUUGAAUUACUUGGAGAUAUAUAAUUGUUCUGAUUUGGAGAAUAUUGAAAUUUGUGCUCCAAACCUUGUUUCCUUUAAGUACCGAGGGCCUAGGAUAUAUAUUUUUGUUAAGGAUGCUAAACAACUGGUAAAUGUUGUUUGCACGUGUUUAAAUUUUGGAGUGGAUGAAUAUCCAGCUAAAAAUACUUUGGGUUUACCUUAUACACAAGGGAAACAUUUUGUUUUUGGCCAAUUUGGUGAUUACCUUUCUCAGUUGGAGUAUUUGAUGAUGGAUGUUGGAUCUUCUGAGGGAAUACGAGGAUCCAACAAGGUCCCUUUACUUUGCAAUUUAAAACAUCCGACAUUGUCAUGUUUGAAUGCUUCCCGUGGUCCCUUUGGGAUGCUACGUUGCUAUCAUUUGGUUGCUUCAUUGGCCAAGGCAUCACCAUUCUUGCAUCGGCUCAAGUUACGUGUAAGUAUUCUUAGUCGAUUACGUAUAACCGCGUCAGACACAUAUCUUUACCCAACACUCGCCUACAUGAUCUGGUUUUUGCAGCUUUCACUAUAUUCUACCGAAAAUUCUCCGCACAAAUAUCUUGAGGUUUUGGUUUCUGGUUUCAGUGGCAAUAAGCUGAAUACGGACUUCGCAUGUCUAUUUUUGACUUUGUCAUUGAACUCGAAAAGAUUGAGAUAACAUCGGUUUAUUUAGGUGACGUUGCCAACUCCUUGGUUAAACAAGGAAAGGCUGAUGUUGUUAGGAAAAGUAUUGGUUUGCUCCAUCAAAGACUGCCUGCAAAAGCUCAAUUAUACUUUCUUGAUGAUCAAUUUUUUAUUAAAUCAGGUUCCUAUGUAGAUUCAUGUUUGAGCCGUGCUUUUUAAUUCAUAGCAGUUGUAUUAUAAAAGCCCCAGUUUUGGCAAAGCCAUUCUUUUUGGGGUUAGUUUCAGCAAGGUCCUUUGGAAUAUGUAAUGUUUAAUUAUGUCCGGUAGAGUAUGAUUUAUGUCAUGUAAUCAUAUUUUUCUUCUAGUUAU